Naegleria fowleri is the source of this 1989-nucleotide messenger RNA. RefSeq lists its product as uncharacterized. Gene Ontology annotation, molecular function: protein binding. The record is from RefSeq and is a predicted model, not a curated record. The transcript has a single exon. Bases 1 to 1989 code for a protein of 662 amino acids. NCBI's taxonomy places the organism in Eukaryota, Heterolobosea, Eutetramitea, Acrasida, Naegleriidae.
AUGAUUAAUUUGAAUCGUUUGGCCUCCUUUCAACGACAAGCUCAUUUUCCGCUAUGGACUCGAAUGAAAACGAGUAAUUUUUUGAUUUACUUCUCUCCAUUCCGAGUGGUGAAUGACUGUAACACAAACCAUUCAUCAUCAUCAUCAGGGAGUAAAUAUUACUCUCAUCAUCAAAAUCAAUUUUAUUUAUUUUCAUGUUCGCAACAACAACGAGAAUUUCAUCAUCAUGGCAUCUCUAAAAUGUCCUCUACUGGUACCGGAACCUUUUCUAUUGAUCCAAACAAAUUUAAACUUAUUGAGUCUGUUUUUAAUCAAUUAGUAAAUGUGGAUAUUGUUCAAUUAUUUGAAAGAGUAUCAAAAUACAAAGAAGAGUCUACAAGAUUAGGAUUGGAACGAUUACAGAACAAGAUAUUAGGCAUAGAACCUAAAUCUUUGGAAGUGAAAAUUGAUCCACUUCCGCAAGAUAUUAAAGCAAGAAUAUUGAAGAGUUUGGAAAUUUUGGUUUCACUUCCAAUCUCAGAGGAACAAUCAGAACCUAACCAAAGAAUUAAAUAUUUCAAGAGUCAAGGGCUGAAAGCAUUCGGAGUCAUUUACUCGGAGUUUUAUCCAUGGUUUGAAAUUGAAAGAGAUCCACAUUUGGGAUUUUAUUACAUGCUUGCUGCUUCCAAGUUGGAUGAUGCAGAAGCAUGUUACCAUGUUGGUACCUAUUUCAUAAAUGCAAUGAACUACUUGGCUGGAGAAGAAUUAGAACCUGAAAAGUAUAAUUUUAUCAAAUCAUCUAGUUUUCUCUAUGGAACUGAAUAUGACAAGGAAACAAAUACAUUCAUUUUCUUAGAUGAGAAAGCAAGAAAGAAGAAAAAAUUACAUCUCGAAGGAAAAGAAAAAUUACUCAAACCAAAGCUUUCACAAGAAGAAUAUUUGAAAUAUCCAGGAAUAACACAAGAUGUACUUUACUUCAAGCUUAAAGAAAACGAAAAACUCGCUGUGGAAUAUUUGAAGAAAGCAGCAGAUUUAGGAGAUGUGGAAGCUCAAGUUAUCAUGGCAAAAUUUUAUUUGGAAGGUAAAGCUGGAUUAACAUCAAAUUUGAAACUAUCCAUGCAAUAUGGAGAGAUGGCUGCUAAUCAAAAUAGUCCUCAUGCUCUGUUCAAUAUUGCGAGCAUUUAUUUACUUGGAGUGAAAUCACAAGUUCCAAAACCAGGUUUUGAAGAUUUAACUGCUUACCAAUUGCAUCAUACUCCGAAUGCUACCGAAACAUUUGAAGUCCAAAAAGAUGUGAAUAAGGCAAUGGAGUACUAUUCUAAAGCAGCCUCAUUGGGCUUGUCAGAAGCAGCCUAUAUGGUCGGUCAUGCCUAUCAUCAUGGACUCUAUAACCUGCCUCAAAACACUGAAAAAGCCGUUCAAUUUCUCAAUCAAGCCGUGAAUAACUCACAUGCAGAAGCAGCUUACUAUUUGUACCUCAUGUAUGCUACUGGAGAAAACUGUGAAAAAGAUACCACCAAAGCAGAAGAAUACUUUACAACUGCUGUCAAACUACAUAGCCCUAAUGCGCUCUACGAACUCGGUGACAGAUAUUUCCAUGGAAAGAAUGGAUACUCCGUUGACUAUGCAAAAGCAUUCGAAUACUUUACCAUGGCUGGAGAACUCAAGAAUAAGAACGCUCUAUAUUGUCUUGGAGUCAUGUAUUAUCAUGGCAUUCAUGUCCAAAAGAGCUUAAAAACAGCUUUUGAAAGAUAUACACAAGCAGCUCAAAUAGGUUCCAAAGAGGCAUAUCUUGCUCUCUCCGAUAUGGUGAGUAAGGGUGAAGGAGGAGUGCCACGAGACGAACACUACGCCAAGCAGCUCAAAAACACAUACGAUCGAAUGGUUGCAGAAGAAGAGGGAAGAACCAUGAACGACACUUUAAAUGUGAAUUCAGUGGCCGAUAGUAACUCUGGUGGCUGUGGCAAAUCCUCUUGUCAGUGUGCACAACAACCUACACAACAGGCUUAA